Molecule: messenger RNA, 3319 nt
Organism: Podarcis raffonei (Aeolian wall lizard)
Lineage: Eukaryota; Metazoa; Chordata; Lepidosauria; Squamata; Lacertidae
Gene: TBX4
Product: T-box transcription factor 4
Exons: 9
Coding region: 942-2573 (543 amino acids)
Biological process (GO): regulation of transcription by RNA polymerase II; angiogenesis; cell fate specification
Cellular component (GO): nucleus
Molecular function (GO): RNA polymerase II cis-regulatory region sequence-specific DNA binding; DNA-binding transcription factor activity, RNA polymerase II-specific
Source: RefSeq, a predicted model, not a curated record
UAGAUGUGGGCUUUUAUGCUCAAAAGCCGAAGGCCUGCGAUCUCUUUCGCCGUUCAGCCAGUAUUAUUAGCUGAUGCCCCGAGCAUGUUAUUUGCCUGACUGUGCUCUCCAGAUGUACUAUAAUUUAAACCAUGAUGUGCCUCUCUGACCCCCCUCCCUUUCCGAAAGCAGCAUCCAAACAUUGGGAAGGGAGUUCAGGGUGGAGGGACGAGAUGGUGCUGUCCCAGCUUGGCUCCAUGGUGCUCUGAGCAAAAAGGGGGGAGAAAGGGGGUGAGGAGGCAGGGCCAGUUUUGGGAAAGGGGACUGCAGGUUGAGGGAGAGUGUGGCGGCCAUGGGGAAUAGAAGGAGAAGGGGGCCCCGGUUGUUUGGAAGAUCCUAAGUAAGAAACUAGUUGGAACUCCCGAAGACUGACAGCAGCAACGUCAGCAGAGGAGAGGGAGGGAGGGGCGGCAAGAAGGGUGGGCAGUCAAGACUCCAAACUGGCGCUCCCUCUUCCCUCUUCUCUCUCUCUCUCUCUCCCUCUCUCUCUCUCUCUUUUAUUUAAUGGAACAUUUUAAGAGGAGAUCUUAAAGGUACAAAACGAGAUCUAUGGGAAUAGACCAGCUUAGAAGGAACCAUCUCUCUCCAUUUGGGAUCCCCUCUCUCUGCGUAUUCUUCCCCCCCCCCCGAAAAAUAAAACAAAAAAGCAGAUUCAUUUUUUAAGGAUAUAGAACCAGAACCGGACUCUUUUUAAAUUACCAUUUGGUGGUGGUUAUUUUGUAUGUUUGUGCGAGUUUUUCUUCUUCUUCAAAGGAUUUGGGAGAGGAAGGGUGAUUUCCCACCCCAACCCGUCUUUUUAACAAGGAUGCUGAUCCCGCUUGGAUGCUUUUGAUGAAGCAACAGCAGCGAAACUUCGCCAGACUUCUCGUUCCAGCAGCGUCAAGCCUCGAGCGAUUACUGAAAUGCUCCAGGAGAAAAGUUUGUCUGAGCCGGAGGAUGGAUUUGCUGCGCCCCAGGCCCCUGGCCAUUCUGAAACCACAACCGGUUCCCCUGUUCUGGGUGUAGCAGGAGUCAGCAGUACGCCUCUGAACAGCCCCCAGGGUCCAGAUCCAGAGCAGACCAUUGAGAACAUCAAGGUGUACCUGCAUGAGAAAGAACUAUGGAAGAAAUUUCACGAAGCUGGCACAGAAAUGAUCAUUACUAAAGCUGGAAGGAGGAUGUUUCCAAGUUACAAAGUGAAAGUCACUGGGAUGAACCCCAAGACCAAGUACAUCUUGUUGAUUGAUAUUGUUCCUGCAGACGAUCACCGGUACAAAUUCUGCGACAACAAAUGGAUGGUGGCAGGUAAGGCUGAGCCUGCGAUGCCUGGGCGAUUGUAUGUCCACCCAGAUUCACCUGCCACAGGAGCCCACUGGAUGCGCCAGCUGGUGUCAUUUCAGAAGCUAAAGCUCACCAACAACCACCUGGAUCCCUUUGGACAUAUCAUUCUUAAUUCUAUGCACAAAUACCAGCCAAGGCUGCACAUUGUGAAAGCAGAUGAGAACAACGCAUUUGGCUCCAAGAACACAGCUUUCUGCACUCACGUGUUUCCAGAAACAUCCUUUAUAUCCGUGACAUCCUAUCAGAACCACAAGAUAACUCAGCUGAAGAUAGAAAACAACCCAUUUGCCAAGGGCUUUAGAGGCAGCGAUGACAGCGACCUACGCGUGGCAAGAUUACAGAGCAAGGAGUACCCAGUGAUCUCCAAAAGCAUAAUGAGGCAGAGGCUGGUGUCAACUCACGGUCAGCUUUCCACUAAAUCUGACGUCAACUCGCUCCACGGGAGCCACCAGGGUCUCCAGCAUUACCAGUAUGAGAAUGGUGCUCACAUGCAGUUUGCAGCAUCAGAUGCCCAAGACCUGCCCCUCAACACCUUCAUGGCACAAAGAGAAUCAGGGCUCUUCUAUCACUGCCUGAAGCGGCGAGAGGGUGCCCGGCAUUUGGAUUUACCCUGCAAACGCUCUUAUCUGGACGCCUCCUCUUCUGUCGGGGAAGAGCACUAUUUUCGGUCACCACCUCCAUAUGACCAGCAAAUGCUGAGCCCCUCCUACUGCAGUGACGUGACGCCGCGGGAGGCGUGCAUGUACUCCAGCUCCGGUGCUGAAAUUGCAGGUGUCUCAUCGGUAGAAGACUUGCCUCCUCCUCCUCCUCCUCCACCUUUGAGCUGCAAUAUGUGGACCUCAGUUGCACCUUACACCAGCUACAGUGUUCAGACAAUGGAAACUGUCCCCUACCAGCCUUUCCCUGCUCACUUCACAGCUACCACCAUGAUGCCGCGUCUACCCACCAUCACGAACCAGAGUUCCCAGCCGCCGGGCAACAGCCCCUUCACAGUCUACAAUCAGCUUUCACAGUCUCAGGCCCGGGAGAGAGUCCCUGCACCCUCCUUCCCAAGGGAACGGGUGCACCCCUCAGUGUGCGAGAGGAAGCCCCCCUCUCCCCACUUAGGCGCAGCCAAUGAAUUCCUCUACUCUCAGACCUUCUCGCUGUCCAGGGAAUCUUCUUUACCGUAUCAUUCAGGAAUGGGGACUGUGGACAACUGGCCUGAUGGAUGAUUCCUCCAACUGGGCACUGAACCUAAAAAUUGCAGUUAAGAGUCAAUGCUCCAGGACAAUGUUAAUUCAGUGUUAAUACCUGUGGGUAACUUGCACUUCCGUGACACCGACCAAAAACAUCGGUGUUUGUGUAGCUGAAGAGCUUGUUUUCUGUUAGACACAAAAGCAGCUCAGUCUUGGGGGUGGGGGUAAAAACCCAGUUCUAUACAAAAAACAGCACUCGGCUCCGUGGCCUGGACCACCAGUCGUAUUGCCCAGUGAGAGUAUUUGCCUCAAAGAGAGAUGUGGUUCCCUCCAUGAUAUCAUGAAACACUUAUUCUCCCUUUUCAAGCACAUGCACACACACACAAGAUACACCAGACUGUUCACUGAAUGCCUCCUCAAUUUCCAUGCAUUUUGGAUACUUUACAAAAAACAAUGCAGAGAGCAAGCACACACACACAAAUGAGCGUGUGACCCAGAAAGCCACUUAAGCAGAUUAAAUAUGUAUGCCACUGCCUUCAACCGCAGUAGGGCUUGGCCAAGCUGGUGCAGUCUGGGAAGCUGAAAUCAGCACUGAUCAGGGGAAAGAUUUUUUUGGGGGGUUGCCCCCCUCCCCAGUUUUUGCAGAUAGAGAAAGCGCUUCUAAAGAACAUCAUUUUCCUCCCAAAGGCACUGGGGGGUCUGUUUAUUUUGGUUUCUUUCAUUGUCUGUUUUCCAAUCUUAAAUUCAGUUCUCCAUAUUUCCACAUCAAUUUCACUUUUUUU